This is a messenger RNA of Symbiodinium sp. CCMP2592, 4941 nucleotides long. The record is from the annotation of a GenBank genome assembly. NCBI's taxonomy places the organism in Eukaryota, Dinophyceae, Suessiales, Symbiodiniaceae.
AUGCCUAUGGCCUGUGCCUUUCUCGAACCGCUGGGGGAUCAUGGGGAGAGCAUUCUCUCUACAGAUUUCACAGACGAGGCCGAUGCCAAAGACCUGUCUGCGUGUGGUAAGAGGGCGGCGGGGAGGAAGCCAGGGCCAGCGUCCGACGGUAAGACGAGACCCCGCGCCAAGAAGAACGAAGUCACCACACUCAGCACAAGUUUCACUUGCUGGCGCAAGGACAAUCACAUCAAAGACUUCAUUCACCUUUGCGAGCCCAAGAAGUGUACUGUCUCCUUGCUGAACACAUUCGAUUCCAAGACGAUCCGUGCCAUUUUCUUCGGAAUGUUCCGAAAAAGCCCGAACGUGGCCCUCGACACGUUUAACAAGGCGGAUCAGGGCACGGCCCUGAAAGAGGAGUAUGAGAGACUUGGGUCCCCGAUGGGCAGCUGCAGUCCGAUCGACUUGGUUCGCAAAGUGGAGAUAGAGUUGUCCAAGAACCAGGUUCCCCAAGGCAGCAAUGGCUGGGAACUGAAGUACAACAAGGCCGGAAUCCCGUACGUGACCGAGUCAACGGGUAAGAUCAAGAAGUGGGCCAUGGCCUACUAUCAGGAUGCGGUUAGCUCCGCGGAGCAGAUCAGCAGGCCUGUGAACCUGAGCCUGGACACGGUGGAUGAGGAUGCGGGACUUGCGACUCCGGCGACAACCAGCCCGAACGACCCGAUGGAUGCAAUGAUCCCGGUGUGCCACUGCCACCUCUCGAACGCAGAGCAUGCAACGUGCAAUGAAUGUGGGAAGGGCUUCCAUCAGGAAGUUGCACAGGGUAAAGACAUCGAGGCUGCGAAGGCUGAGAAGGCCAAGCAGAAGGAGGAGGAGGAGAAGGCCAAGCACGAUGCUGCUAUCAAAGCCCUUCAAGCUCCUGCUGAUCCGUUAGAGGCCGAGCUUAAGCAACAGGAAGCGGCCUUAAAGGCAGCACAGGAGAAGAUGGAGGAACUCCAGCGAAAGCGAGAUGAGACCAGGCUCAAAGCCGAGGCUGAGGAAACAGCACGCAAGGAAGCAGAGGCCAGGGCCAAGCAGCAGGAGGAGGAGAAAAGGCUCCUGGAUGAGGCUGCAGCCAAGCAGCGGGCAGAGGAGCAGAGGCUCAAGGAUGAGGCGGAGGCGAUGCGCAGGUCAGAGGCUCAGAAGGUGGAGGAGAAGAGGAUCCAAGAGCUUGUGAACCAGCGGGCUAAGGCCUUGUUUGAGGAGAUGCAGGCUGCAGCGAAGGCUAAGGAAGCGGAGAAGGAGAAGGAGAAGGAGAAGGAGGCCAUUGACAAAACCAAGGAGAAUGAUCAGCAAAAGGAGGCAGAGAUGCCGACUGCCCUCUCAACACCGCAAGCCUCCAAGCCUGAGGAUGCACUUACGAACCCCCUCACCGUGGCAGCGCCGGCCGAGAGUCCCGGGCCCAUGGCUGAAGAGAAGGCCGAUGCGAGCAAGAAGCCAGAGGAGAACGAUGCACAGGACAAGGAGUCUCAGCCAGGUGGCGGUAAGUCAAAGCCGCCAGUGGCAGGUGAGUGCUGGGUCCGGCCAAAUGGAACGUCAGCGGGCCGGCUGAUUGUGCCAUCUAUCUCACGGACGGAAGCUAUGUCGGCACAGGGUGACAGUGAGAUGCUGGAGAUGCUGGUUGCGUUGCAGGGUGACAAAGACCAGGUGUCCCCGCCCCGGGGUCAACCCGAAGCCCAGACUCACACCGAAACCCCUGCCAAGCGCCGGUGCUUGGGCUGGGACGGUGACAGAACGCACAGUCCGGACCUCCUGAGUGUUACUCAAGACACCCCGGCCGGUGCCACUGGGGCCACGCCAACAUCAUCAGUGAAGAGCCCGCCCAUGUAUGACCGAUCCGGCGACCGUGUGAUUCGUGAGGUGGUGACGAGGGCCAUCGCUGCACGCAAAGCCGAGGGUUCCGGGGGAAUGAUACUUAUGACAUCUGACGGUAGUGACUCCAGUCCGAUCCGAAGCUUCCCUCCAAUCCCUGAUGCCCAGCCCGAUCCUGUUCUCGACUCGAACCAGUGCCAGGUCGACAGAGACUCCACCCGCGAGACCCCACCAGCAGACUCAGCCAAAGCUAAAGCCAAGCAUAGUGACGGCAAGCAGCAAACGACCCUGUCCUUCAAGAUCAGCAUCACCGCCACAGAGUCCACUGCGGUUCCUGCCAUCGCAGCCCUGGCCACCGAGCUCGCGCAGCCGAAUCUCGGAGAUCGCAGCGAACUGGAUCCGCCGGCUGAAAUUCCUGCCCGAGACAAGAAGACCAUUCAGGGCAUGCUGGCAGAGCUGGCUAUCAAGGUCGUUGAUGAGGGGCAACGAGUGCUCGCACAUGCCUUGAACGGCAACCUGGACCUGAUGUGGGGCCGGACCCUGCUGGACUUGAAGCCUGCCAACAGACUGCUGCCACAGACAGCAGCCGCUGCACCUCCGCCAGCGCCGGAUCUGCUGAAGCCUCCUGACGUUCGGGUAGCAGACGAAGAGGCGCUGCCUUUCAAGCCUGCCACUCACAGUGGAACGAUACGAGGAACGGAAUACGCAGAUGCUGCCGAACACCUCGCAACAAGGUUGUCUGCUGCAGACUUCGAUGCACUGCUGGAGCAGAUGCUGGACGAUCAGCAGCUGGACGACCCAGUGAAAGCCAAAUCCUGGUUUGGGGCGGUGGACGCCUUGGAUUUUCUCUGCGAGAACUGGACCCUGCUAGCAACCGUCCUGGACCAUGCGCUUCUCCUCGAACCGGAGCAGGCCCAGACACCGGCUGGCGCCGAUGACGGCGAGGGAGCGCGGGCUCCUGAUGAUGAGCAGCCGUGGGAUGCAGAGGCAGCAGCGGAUGACGAUGAUGCUGAGGAAGACGGAGAGGAGCCUGGGGCCGAAGCAUCCGGUUCUCGAAAAAGGAAGCUGCCGAAGAAGGCCAAAACCCCCAUGCCUCAAACAAAGAAUGAACUGAACCAGAUUCGCCAGUCCUUCAGCAAUACAAUGCUGCUAGCUUCCCACUUUUACAAAGACCGUGACCUACGCCUGGAUAUGCUGCUGGUUUCCACAGCUUGCCAGCACAUCCGCAACGCCUACAGCCGGUCUUUGGAAGAUCAGAAGAGCCAGGCUUUGACAAUCGAGUUCCAGGCUUCCCGGGCCAAAGGCAGCUGGUUCAGCACGGUUGUGAACACCCUGCAUCUCAUCCACGAGCCACAGGCACUCCAGCGCAUCAACAUCACUCCUGCUACAGCUGCAGCCAUCUUAGAGGACGACGACUGUUUGGCAACAGAGCCGUGGUUCCUGGAUGAGUGCGAACUGGUGGCUAAGUUUUGGAAACUGCUUGUUGAGCUGUCCGCUGCGAGAUGCUGGUCUCAGAUCCAGUUUACUACGCUUCAACCCGGUGCCCUGGCAGUGGUGCUGAGUCAGGAUCAUGGGCCGUUUAGCACGGCUCAGCGCUUGCUUGACAGGCAACAGGAUGUCUGGACGGCUGUGCUGCGUGCUGAGCAGGCCGUAACCCCGGACUCCAAGGUGCCGCCAGCUGUCAAGGCUGCCCUCACCCAGAUCUUGCAAGAUCUUGGCUGGAAUCGGCUUCAAGUGGCACGGGAGGCCAUGAUGGAGUGUGAAGCUGGGAAUUGGAAAGCGACUGACCGUCGGGUGCAGGAACAGGCACGAUGUCUGUUUGCAGGGCCGGCCCAAACGAAAUGGGACUUGGAAGAUCUCUUCGCGCAUUUGGUUUCCGUGUCACGGUCAGCCAACCUUCCUGUUGCCAUGAACAAGUGGACAAGGUAUUUUUACUGCACCACCAUGGACCGGGGCACGAAGUGGCCCCGGCUGAGGACAACCCUGGAAGAUCAUCGAGAGUUCAAUUCUUCGGUGAUGAACCCAGCACUGAAGGGCGUCUACGGCAAAGCUUUCAAGACUACCGGAAUCAAGGGCCUAGAUGCGGAACUGCGAAAAGCCUUGGUUAAGGUAAAACUGAGCAGUGCAAAGAAGGCUGGGACAGCUUCCAACCAAGCAGCUGCAGCUGCCACGAGCUGGAUCGCCGAAUCUGCAGCAGAUGGCUUCCAGCGUGCUUCCUGCACCUGGGCAGGUUUGCUUUUCGUUUCGAUGGGCUACAGCUACUGCAGCGGUGUCUUCCUGACGAAGGGUGGCGUUUUCAUCAGCCGUCAGGGAAAGCAUGACGGGAAGGUGUUCCUGUCCAUGGGCUUCCGAAAGCAUGCAGCACUGGGAGUGCCCAUGCGACAGCACACAUGCGCGCAGGCCUACUUCACCGUGGAUACAGAUGCCGGACUCGCCCCGACUUGGCUGCACAACGACACACUGUUGAACUCUCAAUGGCAGAGCUUCCCGAUCAAGAUUGUGCACCCUCUCCAAGUGCCGUGCCACUUGCAGGGCUACGGCAUCGUGCUCCAACAGACAGGCCCGCUCCUCCAGCCAAUCCCGGCUGCCCUGCGCAACGGGGUUUUUCUCACGGUCAGUAACCUCAGGGCCUUGCUGGCGGCUUUCCAGAUCCCAAUGGGGCCAAAGGGCAGCGGAGCCGGUAAAUCCGGCAACUUCAUCAAGCAGGACUACGUCAGCCGUGUGCUGACGUUUUUUUUUGGUGAAUCCCUUGAGCCGGACGAACGAGCUCGUAUGACCGCCUUCCUCAUGGGGAGAUCCUCACAGCGGCAGGGGACGAGCAGCAAUCAUGCUGCCCAAAUCCUUGCCGCUUUCCAAAGCUUGAACCCGGAGGACAAACCGCAGUUCACUGAACUAGCAGCUGUUGCCGCAGACGAGGAGAAGCUCAAGGCCGCUCGAGCGGAGCGUACCGACACGCGAGCAGUUCACGCGAGUCCAGCACACCAGACGCCGGCGGUUCUUGGCCGGCUCCUCCCCUACGGAGCCGGCUUUUCCUGCAGGUUCAAUCGGCACCCGGUGGAGCUCCGAUACCAAUGUUUCCUCCUCCACACCGACUCUGGAUUCUUGUCGUGA